AACAAAUUUUUGAAAACGAAAUUUUAAAUGAUUGUAACUAACUUUAUAAAAGUAAUAGAAAUUAUUGUCCGAUUUCGGCGAUUUUAUAUUUAUCUAUUGAAUAGUAAAGCGACUAAAGGUAUAAACAAGGAAAAAUUGAUAAUCCACUAAUUGAAGCAGAAAAUAUGGAUACUCAAAAUAUAAAAGAAGAAUAUGUCGAUGCAGAUUUUCCGCCGAUUAAAGAAGAAAAUAUUGAUGGAAUCGUAGAACUUUAUUCAUGUGAUUUUUGUGCUCAAUUAUUUCCCACUGAAGAAAGUUUAUACGAGCACGGACGAAUUCAUUCCUUCGAGGAUCUUCAUUCAAGUACCGAUGCAAGACCUUUUUCAUGUAAUUAUUGUGGUAAAACAUUUACACAUCGACACCAUUUAGCUGAUCAUCAACGAACUCAUACCGGAGAAAGACCUUUUACAUGCGGUUUUUGUGGGAAAUCAUUUUCGAAUUCAAGUAGUUUCAGUCGACAUAAAAAGACUCAUAACGUAGAAAAACCAUUUUCAUGUAAUUUUUGUGACAAAGCUUUUAAUCAACAGAACAGUUUAGUUGAUCAUCAACGAAUUCAUACUGGUGAAAAACCAUUUUCUUGUGAUAUUUGUGAGAAAAGUUUUACGCAUCGACAACAUUUAGUCACUCAUCAACGUUCUCAUAAUUGGGAAAAAUCGUUUACAUGUGAUGUUUGUCAAAAAAAAUUUACUUUAGAGUUAAGUUUAAUGGAACAUAAACGAAUCCAUACUGAGGAAAAAUCAUUGCCAUGUGAUAAUAGUGAUAAAUCGUUAAGAAAUCGACGAAUUAAUAAUGAAAAACGAUUUUCCUGUGAUGCAUGUGAUAAAACAUUUCUCUUACAUCAUCAUUUAGCUGAUCACAAACGAACUCAUACUGGUGAAAAACCAUUUUUUUGUGACACUUGUGAUAAACCAUUUUCCACCGCAAGCAGUCUAGCCAGACAUAAACGAAUUCAUGGUGGUGAAAAACCAUUUUCAUGUGAUGUUUGUGAUAGAAGCUUUCUUGCCCAGAAAAAUUUAUUCGUUCAUAAACGUCUUCAUACGGGAGAAAAGCCAUUUUCGUGUGAUUUAUGUGAAAAAUCAUAUCCAGAUAAUGGUAGCUUAACACGACAUAAAAAGAGUCAUAAUAGACGUGAAAGUGUCAUUUUUGAUAAACGAACUUAUACGGAUUGUGAGGGAAAAUCUUUUUUUUGUAAUAUUUGUGAUAAAAAUUUUCCAGAUUGUGAUCAUUUAGAUCAACAUAAACGAACUCAUGAGGAACAUUUGAAAAUAGAAUCAGAAAUUGAAGCUGAAACUUGUGCCAAUCAGGAAAAUUCAUUUUCUUGUGAUUUAUGUGAAAAAAUAUUCGCAAAUCGGGAGGAUUUAUUUGAACAUACUCAAAUUCAUAUUGAAGAAAAUUCGUUUAAUCUGAAAAUUAUACCAAAAAUUGAAUCUGAAACGCAUUACCUUGAACCUGAAACAAAUAUAAUUCAGAAUGAAUUAUCUCAUCACGCAAAGGAAAAAGAAUUUUCAUGUGAUGUAUGUGGAGAAAUAUUUACAGAUCAAGGAAAUUUAGUUAAACAUAAACAAAUUCAUAGUGAAGAAAAUUCGGAUAAUCUAAAAAUAGAACCGGAAAAUGAAGUUGAGACACAUAAUUUUCAAAUAGAACCCGACCAUGAAGAAUUUGAAACUGAAACGAUUAUAAUUCAGCCUGAAUUUAUUCAAACAGGCGAUAAAUUUUUCGAAUGUGAUAUAUGUUUUAAGAUUUUUAAUUUUCGGCAUAAUUUAACGGAUCACAAACGAACUCAUACGGGGGAAAGACCAUUCUCUUGUGAAUUUUGUGAUAAAAGAUUUAAUCAACGUACUGUUUUAACGAAUCAUAGACGUAUUCAUACUGGGGAAAAACCGUAUCCGUGUGAUGUUUGUGGGAGAAAAUUUUCGGCUCGAGGAAAUUUAAUGAAACAUAGACAAACUCAUAAUGGAGAGGAAUCGGAUCAUGAAGAAAAUCGAAACAAAACAAUGAAAAUUCAACCUAUAUUCACUGAAACGGGGGGGAAAUUUUUCGAAUGUGAUGUUUGUUUUAAGAUUUUUAAUUUUCGAAAUAAUUUAGUUGAUCAUAAACGAACUCAUACGGGAGAAAGACCGUUUUCGUGUGAAUUCUGUGAUAAGACAUUUAAUCAACGUACUGUUUUAACGAAUCAUAGACGUAUUCAUACGGGGGAAAAACCAUUUUCGUGUGAAUCGUGUGGGAAAACAUUUGCGGCUCGAGGAAAUUUAAUGAAACAUAAACAAAUACAUGUCGGAAAUGAACCGUUUAAUUCGAUAAUGGAACCUUUAGAUCAUGUAUUUAAAAAUGAAGCAAGUAUAUGCUAAAAACACUUUUGUUCAUUCGAACAAAAUCCGUCCUAAAAAAAUUGAAAAAUAUUAUAUCGAGAAGAAAAAAAAUUUGAUGUUUUGGAGUUUACUCCUUAAGAAUCAAUUUGCUUAAAAGAAGCUCGAUAUGAGAAAAAUAUGAAGAGCAAACUUCGUUAUGUUUUUUGUGCGCAACCUUUCGUGCGCACUUUCCACUUUUUAGUAAUGCGUGUGAUUAACUUAUGUGUGCUGUCGACAAAGCAUUUAUUCUUUGAAACUGACAAUAAUCAGACGGACACAGCAAACUCUAAAACACAUACGAACCGCGUACAAAUAGAUGUGUAGUUGUUACUCACCAAUACAGAAUUAUUAAGAUAAAAAGCUGGUUUUUAUGACGAAAGUGGAGGAGGGGAGUAUAACCUCAAUUUGAUCGUCCUAUAUUUUUACUGGAUGAAAUUUGACACGUUAUGGAGCUAAAAUUUUCAAAUAUUUGAAGAUUGCUUGAAAAUUCUAGUCUAUUGGAUAAC
Molecule: messenger RNA, 2893 nt
Organism: Chrysoperla carnea
Lineage: Eukaryota; Metazoa; Arthropoda; Insecta; Neuroptera; Chrysopidae
Product: zinc finger protein 62-like
Exons: 1
Coding region: 165-2387 (740 amino acids)
Source: RefSeq, a predicted model, not a curated record